AUGGAAGAAAACCUAACUGCAGUGACAGACUUUAUCUUCCUGGGCUUCUCAGACCUCCAGCAUCUGCAGCCCCUUCUUUUUGUCCUCGUCUUACUCAUCUACCUCUUCACACUGAUAGGAAAUGGCCUUAUCAUCACUGUCACAGUUGCUGACCUGGCCCUCAACACCCCUAUGUAUUUCUUCCUCAGGAACUUGUCAGUAUUGGAGAUCUGCUACACUUCCGUGGUCAUCCCUAAGACCUUGACCAACCUCCUUUCAGAGAGGCAGGCUAUCUCUUUCCUAGGCUGUGCAGUCCAGAUGUACUUCUACCUUUUCUUUGGCAGCACAGAGUGUGGCCUGCUGACUGUUAUGUCCUAUGACCGGUACGUUGCCAUAUGCAACCCAAUGCGUUACUCACUCAUCAUGAGCAGAAAGGUCACCCUAAGCUUGACAGCUGUGGUGUGGAUCGUGGGCAAGCUGGUGGCAUGUGAGCAAACGGCAGCCAUAUUCACGUUACCCUUCCACGGGCCGAAUCAAAUCAACCACUUCUUCUGCGACGUCCUCCCAGUGCUUAGGCUGGUGAGCACGGACACAUCACUCAUCAAUGCCAUUCUUUCUUUCCUCACUAUGGUGUUCACAAUAGUCCCCUUAAUCUUAAUCAUCAUCUCCUAUGCAAGCAUCAUCUGGACCAUUCUGAAGAUGCACUCAGGUGAGGGGAGACGCAAAGCUUUCUCCACUUGCUCCUCACACCUAAUCACAGUCAUCUUAUUCUACUGCAGCGGCUUUAUCACCUACAUGAGGCCCAGUUCCAAUGUGUCUGUGGACACCGAUCGAGCCCUCGCCCUGUUGUACACGGUCAUUAUUCCAACAUUCAACCCAAUCAUAUACAGCCUGAGGAACAAAGAAGUCAAGGAGGCUCUGAAGAAAUUCUUGACCAGGA
Messenger RNA from Terrapene triunguis (Three-toed box turtle), 919 nucleotides. RefSeq names its product olfactory receptor 10A7-like. Gene Ontology annotation, molecular function: olfactory receptor activity; G protein-coupled receptor activity. The annotation marks the transcript as partial. The record is from RefSeq and is a predicted model, not a curated record. NCBI's taxonomy places the organism in Eukaryota, Metazoa, Chordata, Testudines, Emydidae. Gene Ontology annotation, biological process: G protein-coupled receptor signaling pathway. Gene Ontology annotation, cellular component: membrane. The transcript has a single exon.